Molecule: messenger RNA, 1170 nt
Organism: Pediculus humanus corporis (human body louse)
Lineage: Eukaryota; Metazoa; Arthropoda; Insecta; Psocodea; Pediculidae
Product: Homeobox protein ceh-14, putative
Exons: 7
Coding region: 1-1170 (389 amino acids)
Biological process (GO): regulation of transcription by RNA polymerase II; neuron differentiation
Cellular component (GO): nucleus
Molecular function (GO): RNA polymerase II transcription regulatory region sequence-specific DNA binding; DNA-binding transcription factor activity, RNA polymerase II-specific
Source: RefSeq, a predicted model, not a curated record
AUGCGGAAAAUUGGCAUACAAACAAACAACAACAACAAACAUGUGUCUUUAACAAAUGGAAAAUGUGAAAAAACAUAUGAAAUGUGCGAAGGAUGCGGUCAAAAAAUUCACGAUAGGUACCUUAUGAGAGUUGGUGACACGAGUUGGCACGAACAUUGUCUUUCGUGUAACGUUUGCGGAGUCCUUUUAUCACAUAGUUGUUAUACAAGAUCCGGAAAAUUAUAUUGUAAACAAGAUUACGAUAGAAUAUUCGGAGUGAAAUGUUCGAGGUGCGGGGAUAGAAUAUUACCACACGAACUCGUUAUGAGAGCUCAACAUUUAGUUUUUCAUCUUCAAUGUUUUUGUUGCAUAGCAUGCGGACAACAUUUGCAAAAGGGUGAACAAUUUGUUUUAAAAGCGGGACAAUUGUUUUGUCGUCCGGAUUUCGAAAAGGAAAUUUAUUUAUUACACAGUCCCACAGGUGAAGAUUUAGAUUUAGAUGAUGGUAUAAGGCAUAGAGAUGGAAGAAGAGGACCUAAAAGACCUCGUACGAUACUAACAUCAGCACAGAGAAGACAAUUUAAAGCAUCUUUCGAAGUGAGCCCGAAACCUUGUAGAAAAGUUCGCGAAGCAUUGGCUAAAGAAACCGGUUUAAGUGUGAGAGUGGUACAAGUUUGGUUUCAAAAUCAAAGAGCCAAAGUUAAAAAAAUACAAAGGAAAGCCAAACAAGAACAGGAUAAAGGUUUAGAUAAAGAUAAAGAUGAGAAAAGUAUAAAAGUUGAAAGUCCGGACAGUGAUCAAGUUCACUAUUUGGGAUUAAGUGGAUUGAAUUAUCAAGAUAAUGAUACAACCACUGCAUCCAGCGCACAAUCAUCCGUGAAUCCCAUUAUCCCUUUUUCUCCAGAAGAUAAUUAUCACACGAAUUCAAACGACAGUUUUUGCAGUAGUGAUAUUUCCUUAGAUGGUAGCACACAAUUUGAAGGUUUAGACGAAGGAGGAUCUGAUAGUUUAUCAGUACAAAACAUGGAACAACAUGGUCAUACUCAAUCAUCUCAUCUUCUCCAUCAUCAUUCGCAUCAUCAUCAUCAUCAUCAUCAUUAUAAUCAUUCGCAACAUGGACCCAACAUUCAAAUUAAUCCCAUUGAUAAACUUUAUCUUAUGCAAAAUUCUUAUUUCAAUGCAGAACAAUAG